AUGCUCAAAGGAAUAUAUUUGAGAGAACAUUUAUGUGGCCAAUAUAAAAAGACUAAUUACUUUUGUGUGAGAUAUUUUUCUAUUUUACAAAGAUAUAUAAAAGCAAGGCCACACUCUCAUGAAUUGAAAGUAAAUGAAACAGAUAUAAAUGAAGAGAAAAAAGAAGAAGAUAGUAAAAGAAAAAGAGGAGAGAGUAAAUAUUAUGCACCUAAUAUUACUAGAGGGAUAAUACCAAAAUGUGCUUAUAUGAAUACAUGGGAAAUGCCUGAACAACCAGAAAAUGCACAGUUUCUUAAAAUAGCACUAAUAGGUGCUCCAAAUGCAGGAAAAAGUUCCUUAUUAAAUUCCAUAUUGAAUAAAACCAUUUCAGCUGUUUCACCAAAAAUUAAUACUACAAAAUAUGAUAUAAAAGGUAUAUAUAGUAAGGAUAAUGUUCAGUUGAUAUUUAUUGACUCUCCUGGUAUUAUUCCUUCUCAUAAAAAAAAAAAAUUCUGCAAGGAAUUAGUUACAUAUGCAUGGAAAGGAUAUGAAGAAGCAGAUUUGGUUUUGUUCAUAGCGGACGCGGUUAAAAGGCCAACACAUGAUAUCUUAAAUAUUGUAAGAAUGUUGGCCCCCAAAAAUGUAGAACCAUAUGAUAGCGAAAGUGAUGACGAAUCAUUUCAAAAUAAUAAAAUAAAUGAUAAUAGACAGAAUAUUACCAAUACAGAGUCAUCUAAUGAUCCAUUAGAUUAUAACACACAAAAUAUAGAUUAUAUGAACAAUGCAGAUAAUAGAACAGAAGAUGAAAAUAAUAUUUCUCAUAUAAAAUAUGAUGAAAUGAAUAGAGAAGAAAAGUUUAUAAAAUAUUUUAGUAAAGAAAUGGAUAAGGAUUUACAAUAUUCUGAUAAAAGUAUAAAAGAGAAUUUAUUUAAAAGUCGAAAAGUAAUAAGAAAUUCUUAUUCUGAUAAUAUUAAAAAUAAUAUAACAAUUGAUCAUAAUAAUGAACAAGAAAAAUUACAUAAAACAAAAAAAAAAAAUGAUUUUAUACCACCAGUAAUUUUAGUUUUAAAUAAAGUCGAUUUAUGUACUCAUAAUAAAUGGGCAAAUGCUAGAGCAAAAGAAUAUAUGAAUAAUGGAAUAUUUGAUAAUAUAUUUUUCAUAUCUGCUAAAUAUAAUAAAGGAAUUGAAGAAUUAUUAAAUUAUAUUAUAAAGUAUAAAACAAAAAAUCAAUAUUGGGUAUAUCCAAAAGAUGCUAUUACAACAUUAAGUAAAGUACAAAUUGUUGAACAAUUAAUCAAUACAUAUAUAUAUUGCUGGUUUAAUAAGGAUGUCCCAUAUAAAAUUAAACAUCAUAUGUUAUCAUGGUGUGUAAAUUUGGAUAAUUCCUUAAUCAUUGAAUAUCAAAUUAUUGUAAAAAGUGAAAAAGUAGCUAAAAUGAUAUGUGGAGUGCAUAAUAAAUUAAUUAUAAAUAUGAGAAAAAAUGUAUCCUACAAAUUAACCAAAUUAUGGAACAAAAAUGUAUAUGUGCACAUUCACGUAAAGUCUAUGAGUACAUGA
This is a messenger RNA of Plasmodium reichenowi, 1536 nucleotides long. Its product is annotated as GTPase Era, putative. The record is from RefSeq and is a predicted model, not a curated record. Gene Ontology annotation, biological process: ribosomal small subunit assembly. The coding region runs from base 1 to 1536 and encodes 511 amino acids. NCBI's taxonomy places the organism in Eukaryota, Apicomplexa, Aconoidasida, Haemosporida, Plasmodiidae. Gene Ontology annotation, molecular function: GTP binding; ribosomal small subunit binding; rRNA binding. The transcript has a single exon.